CACCAAACUUUACGAGAUGAAAGCAGAAGCUUUAAGGUCUGACAUUAACUAUUAAAUUCACCGUGAAAGAGGCAAAACGCAAGGCUGAUUUACUUUGUAAAACUGAAAACCCAUUUAUAUUUCCAAUUUUCUUUUUAACAACAAAGAGAAGCCCUGCAUCAGCUAGAAAAGAAACCAAAACUUCUCAUAAAUUAGCAGGAAAAAAUAAAGAAAAGAUGAUCAACGCUCAAUGAAGAAUCAUUGAAUACCCACCAACACUCCCUGAUAAAUUCACCAACCCGAAUUAUAUUUUUUGUGAUAUAUUUGUAUUGAAUUCUUCUUUCAUUUAUGAAGGCUAACUUCUGACCGUUCCAAACUGCUAUCUUUCCGUUCCCAAGGUACCCUUGUCUAUGCUUCUCUCUCCUUUCAAAAACCUCUUCUUGACUUCCUCUUGAGUAGUAAUAUUAUUUUCAGGGCAAAGCAAAAAAAUUGUACUGAUAAUAACAAUUAUACUUGGAAAAGGAAUAGAGCUGUUCAUGCUCUACACAAAGACAAAAGUGCUUCACUUUCGUUGUUGUUCGUUUUGUUGGCUUCGAUAGACUUGCAAAGCCAGACAAGGUACUUUUUUUGAGGGAUUUUCUGGUCAUCACGAGAGCCCCUACCUAGUCCGCAUCAUAUUUAGCAAAUAAUAAUCUUGUAUUUGAAAACCCAGAAAACUGCUCAACAGUUGGUUCUACUUGGCAGUAGUGAUUUUAAUGGACUUUGCAGAAUUUGGAAAAGUGCUGCCACGGGUUGACUCAAAACUAGUUGUGAUAUGGUUUCGGUAAUUUGAAGUCUAGAGAAAGAGACUUGAGUUGGUUAAAGUUGGUGCCUUUUAGUUUUCUUCUUUCUUGGUGUUUCAAAGUUUCGACCUUUGGCUCAAAUGGAUUUUGGUUUCUUUGUUUCUUUACUAAUUCUGUCACUCUUCUUCAAGCUUUUUACUUGUCAACUACCCAAUACAGAUGAGUUUUAUGUCUCUGAUUUCUUGAAGAAGAUGGGCUCAAACUCUACGUUGUCCUACAACUCCUCCGCUUCCGUUUGUUCAUGGGAAGGGGUGCACUGUGAUACCAAGAAGGAGAACAUUAUUGGGUUUGAAGCUUCAGGUUUAGGCCUCUCUGGUUUGAUUCCUGAUUUCACCAUUGGAAAACUAACUCAGCUUCAGUCUUUGGAUCUUAGCAAAAACAAAAUCACCGCUUUGCCUUCAGAUUUGUGGAGUUUAGGCUCACUUAAGAGUCUUAAUCUCUCAUCUAAUCAGAUUUCAGGGUCUCUCCCGAACAGUAUUGGUAACUUUGGUCUGCUUGAAGUUAUUGAUCUUUCUGGCAAUAAUUUCUCUGGUGAAAUUCCUGCUGCUAUAAGCUCCCUAGUUAGCUUGCAAAUUCUUAAGUUUUCUGGAAAUGGGUUUGAAGGGAGCAUUCCAACAGGAAUUCUAAGUUGGCAGUCUUUAGUUUCACUCGAUCUCUCGGCAAAUCGUCUUAAUGGUUCCUUGCCAGAUGGUUUUGGUGCAGCAUUUCCUAAGCUAAAAACUUUGAACUUUGCCAGAAAUGAGAUUUAUGGCCGAGUCACGGAUUUUGUGGAAAUGAAGUCUCUUACAAGCCUUAACAUUUCCGGGAACUUGUUUAAUGGUUCAGUUAUGGAUGUGUUUCAAGGGCAGCUGGAGGUGAUUGACCUCGGCAAGAACCAGUUUGGAGGUCACAUUUCUCAGGUACAAUUCAAUUCUACUUACAAGUGGUCUCAUUUGGUUUUUCUAGACUUGUCUGAGAACCAGCUUAGUGGAGAAAUUUUCCUAGACCUGAGUCAAGCUCAGAAUCUUAGGCAUCUUAAUCUUGCAUAUAAUAGAUUUGCUAGACAGAAAUUCCCAAGAAUUGGAAUGCUUUUGGGUUUAGAGUAUCUCAAUUUGUCUAAAACCAAUCUCAUCGGUCAUAUUUCUGGUGAAAUUUCACAACUGAGCUAUUUACGUGCACUUGAUAUUUCAUCAAACCAUCUUGCUGGCCAAAUUCCAUCACUAAAUAACAAAAGCCUCAAAAUACUUGAUGUUUCACACAACAAUUUGAGUGGUGAAAUUCCUAUUUCUCUCUUAGAAAAACUCCUAUCGAUGGAGAGAUACAACUUCUCUUACAACAACUUAACCCUUUGUGCUUCGGGGUUCUCCCCCGAGACCUUUGAAACAGCCUUUUAUGGCUCAUUAAACAGCUGUCCCAUUCCUGCAAAUCCUGUCCUUUUCAAAAGAAGAGCCAAUAGACGUAAGGGUUUUAAGCUUGCCUUGGCUUUGACCAUCUCAAUGGUCUGCUUCCUUGCUGGGUUGCUAUUCCUAGCCGUUGGUUGCAGAAGGAAGUCCAGGACAUGGGUAGUUAAGCAACCUUCAUAUAAAGAGGAACAAAAUAUUUCAGGCCCCUUUUCCUUCCAAACUGACUCGACCACAUGGGUGGCUGAUGUUAAGCAAGCAACAUCAGUCCCCGUAGUGAUAUUUGAGAAACCACUAUUAAAUAUCACAUUUGCAGACCUCUUGUCUGCAACUUCAAAUUUUGAUCGGGGCACUCUACUAGCAGAAGGAAAAUUUGGGCCUGUUUAUAGAGGAUUUCUGCCUCGUGGAAUUCAUGUAGCUGUUAAAGUUUUGGUUCAUGGAUCAACGUUGACAGACCAAGAAGCUGCAAGAGAGCUUGAGUAUCUUGGUCGAAUCAAACAUCCCAAUCUUGUUCCAUUGACUGGAUAUUGCUUGGCUGGGGAUCAAAGGAUUGCUAUUUAUGAUUACAUGGAUAAUGGAAACUUGCAGAAUCUGCUACAUGACUUGCCACUGGGUGUUCAGGCAACAGAGGACUGGAGCACUGAUACCUGGGAAGAAGAUAAUAAUGGGAUACAAAAUAUCAGCUCUGAAGGGCGAUUAACAACCUGGGCAUUUCGACACAAAAUAGCCCUUGGUACCGCACGAGCACUGGCAUUUCUACAUCAUGGCUGCUCACCUCCAAUAAUCCACAGAGAUGUUAAAGCUAGUAGUGUUUAUCUUGACUUAAAUUUGGAGCCUAGAUUAUCUGAUUUUGGAUUGGCCAAAAUUUUUGGAACUGGUCUAGAGGAUGAAAUUGCACGUGGGUCACCUGGAUAUGUACCACCAGAAUUUUCUCAGCCGGAAUGUGAUGCCCCUACACCAAAAUCUGAUGUAUAUUGCUUUGGUGUUGUUUUGUUUGAGCUAAUCACAGGGAAAGAGCCAGUUGGAGAUGAUUAUCUGGAGGACCAAGAAGCAAAUUUAGUGAGUUGGGUUAGAGGAUUGGUGAGAAAGAACCAAGGUUCAAAUGCUAUUGAUCCUAAAAUUCGUGAUACAGGGCCAGAAUACCAAAUGGAGGAGGUCCUCAAGAUUGGAUAUCUGUGCACAGCUGAUCUUCCUACCAAGCGGCCAAGCAUGCAACAGAUUGUUGGCCUUCUCAAGGAUAUUGAACCAAGAGCUUCUCGAUGAAAAAUAAUGACUACAAGUUGGCCUCCUUUUCUUCUUUUUUUUUGCCUUCAAAUUUGUUUUUUUUUUACUAUGAUUUUUUCCCUUAUGCUACCAUGGGAGAGGAUGUAAAGUAAUUGUUAAAUUAUGUCUUGGUCUCUGAUAUCUUUCUCCUCACCUUUCCAUUGUUGGCAUCAUAGUUUAAUGUAUAAUUUUAUAUACACCAGUUUGAUCCUUGAAACUUUAAGCUAAAAUGCUCCUUUCAAUUUUUUUCUUAUCCUGGAAAUUGGCACUCAUUUUGCUUGGAUCCUUGUACAAACAAAUAAAUCAAUCAGAACUUGUGUUAAGGUACCGGUGAGUUAAUGGAGUCUUGACUUUCUUUGUCCCUCGAAUUGCCAAGCUUUGAAUGCUUU
Messenger RNA from Durio zibethinus, 3852 nucleotides. The record is from RefSeq and is a predicted model, not a curated record. NCBI's taxonomy places the organism in Eukaryota, Viridiplantae, Streptophyta, Magnoliopsida, Malvales, Malvaceae.